Molecule: messenger RNA, 8000 nt
Organism: Xenopus tropicalis (tropical clawed frog)
Lineage: Eukaryota; Metazoa; Chordata; Amphibia; Anura; Pipidae
Gene: sipa1l1
Product: signal induced proliferation associated 1 like 1
Exons: 22
Coding region: 658-5994 (1778 amino acids)
Biological process (GO): regulation of small GTPase mediated signal transduction
Molecular function (GO): GTPase activator activity
Source: RefSeq, a predicted model, not a curated record
GCCAUCUUGCCCGCUGAAAUCUCGCGAGAGGGUGCCGCAGCCGCUGGGCGAGAGCGGGCGGGGAGUAACUUUGUUCUUAACUUGGGCAAGAGGAAAGCGGAGUCCGGGAGGACCGGGCGGAGAGCGUCUCUGUCGCGGUGGGAUGUUCGCGGACAGUGGCGAGUAGAGAGAGCGGCUCAUUUGUGCGGGUUGUGGAAGCUGCCCAUUUUGGAUUUAUGUGCGGACAAUGAGGGACCGUGAGCGCUGCCUGCAGGAGGAGCCGUAACACAAUCCCAGAGUCGGUAAUGGUCUUUUGCACAGACUAGUGAGAUGCAAAGCUGGAUCAGUGAUCAUCAAAGAGAACCCCAUCUAGUAACAUCAUCUAAAAGCAGGUUGCAUCAAUCAACGCAUUGCUUGGAUGGCCUGACAAAUUCAGAAACCUGAAAAGGAAGUCUUUGUGAAAAAACAGAAAUAAAACGAAGACAACAGCUACGGCAUUCCAUGCAAGUUACUAAGCAAAAACAGUUUUUUUCCCUCCUCCUAUUUUCACCUUUACAGAUCUCAUGAAACCAGGGCACUUUCUGGAGUGUUUUCUCCAGGAGAAAAGUACCCUUGUAGAGAACAAACAUGGGUGUGUUUUAUUCUGGAAGGUUUUAAGUUCAAGCCUAUUUUCAGAUCAUGACCAGUUUGAAAAGGUCCCAGACUGAGAGGUCGGUUGCAAGUGGAAUCCAAACUGCUGUACCAGAUGGACCACAAAAAGCUCGUUCAGAUGACUUUUAUAUGAGGCGUUUCAGGUCACAGAAUGGUAGCUUAGGUUCAUCUGCAAUGUCUCCUGUUGGCCCACCACGUAGUGAAAGUUCCCAUCAUAUAUCUGCAACUCCUGGUGUUCCCAAGAUGGGAGUAAGGGCAAGAAUUGCAGAUUGGCCACCUAGAAAAGAAAAUGUGAAAGAAGUGAGUAGAACUAGUCAGGAUGCUGAAACAACAAGUAUUGAUACUGUAUCUGUUAAAAGUAGUCCUAGUAGUCAAGUUAGCAUGUCAAGCAUUAAUUCAAGCGAUUCUGCUAUGCUAAAGAGUAUCCAGAAUACUCUCAAAAACAAAACCAGACAGGCUGAAAGUUUAGACUCAAGGUUUCUUUCCCCUGAAGGUUUUUCCAGUGCUAGCUCUCCAAGAAAAGUUCUUCGCAGGAUAAGGCAACGGAGUAACAGUGAUAUUACUAUAAGUGAAUUUGAUAUGGACAAUUUUGAAGAGUGUAUGUCACCAACAUUUAAAACAGGGUCUUCGUUACAUAGAGAGUAUGGUAGUACCUCAUCAAUUGACAAGCAGGGGACUUCGGGGGAAAGUUUUUUUGACUUAUUAAAAGGGUACAAAAAUGAGAGAUCUGAUCAUCGUGCCCAUGGACCGUCAAAGUUGAGUGAACUACUAUUGAGUAGUGGAAACCGAGGAUCUGGCUUUUCAUUGGAUGUAAUAGAUGGUCAAAGAGAGGGGCAUAGAGCUUUCAAGGAUAGAGACAAACCACUUAAAAGACGUUCAAAAUCAGAGACUGGAGACUCUUCCAUUUUUCGCAAGCUGCGUAAUGCCAAAGGUGAAGGAGAAUUAGGAAAGUCUUCAGAUAUAGAAGAUAGCCGUUCUGAUGAUAGCAUCAGACCUUGGACCUGCCCCAAAUGUUUUGCACAUUAUGAUAUUCAGAGUGUUCUAUUUGAUUUGAAUGAAGUUGUCAUGAAUAGACAAAAUGUCAUCAAAAGAAAAAAUACAACAACAGGUGCUUCUGCUGCUGCUGCCGCCGCAUCGCUUGCUGCUGGGCCAUUGUCACACUCCUCAAGUUUUAACUCCCCCACAGGCAGUACAGAGGAUUUAAACCCAAAAGAAUCUAUGGACCAAGGAGAUGACAAAAGCAAUGACUUGGUAUUAAGCUGCCCUUACUUUCGAAAUGAAAUGGGAGGAGAGGCAGAAAAGAAGGUCAGUUUAACAAAAUCAAAUUCUGGUUCCUUUUCUGGAUGUGAAAAUUCUUCUUUUGAAUCUACAAUGAGUUCACAUUGUGCAAACGCUGGUUUGGCUGUUCUGGAGGUUCCCAAGGAAAACCUAGUUCUUCACAUUGACAGAGCAAAAAGAUAUAUUGUUGAACAUGUUGACCUUGGUUCUUACUAUUUUCGGAGAUAUUUCUAUCAAAAAGAGCAUUGGAAUUACUUUGGCUCCGAUGAGAACCUAGGUCCGGUUGCUGUUAGCGUGCGACGAGAAAAGUUGGAAGAUGCUAAAGAAAAUGGGCCACAGUACAACUACCGUGUAAUCUUCAGAUCCAGCGAGCUUAUGACUUUACGAGGAUCAGUGCUAGAAGAUGCCAUCCCAUCCACUGCAAAACAUGGCACAGCUCGAGGAUUGCCCCUUAAAGAAGUACUUGAGCACAUUGUUCCAGAGCUGAACGUUCAGUGUCUCAGACUGGCCUUCAACACGCCAAAAGUGACUGAGCAGCUUCUGAAGCUGGAUGAGCAAGGGCUAAGCUACCAGAUGAAAGUGGGCAUCAUGUACUGCAAAGCCGGCCAGAGUACAGAGGAGGAAAUGUACAAUAAUGAGUCAGCAGGACCAGCUUUUGAAGAAUUCCUUCAACUCUUGGGAGAACGGGUGCGACUUAAGGGAUUUGAAAAGUAUAGAGCUCAGCUGGAUACCAAAACUGAUUCAACCGGUACCCACUCACUUUAUACAACAUACAAGGAUUAUGAGUUAAUGUUCCAUGUAUCUACUAUGCUGCCAUAUACUCCAAACAACAAGCAACAGCUGCUGAGAAAGCGCCACAUUGGCAAUGAUAUUGUGACAAUAGUGUUUCAAGAGCCAGGAGCACUGCCGUUCAGCCCGAAGAACAUCCGCUCUCAUUUUCAGCACGUCUUCGUUAUUGUGAGAGCCCACAACCCUUGCACUGACUCUGUUUGCUACAGUGUGGCUGUUACAAGAUCCAGAGAUGUCCCUGGCUUUGGACCACCUAUUCCAAAAAGCUUUAACUUCCCUAAAUCCUCAGUAUUCAGGGACUUCCUGUUAGCAAAAGUCAUUAACGCUGAGAACGCAGCUCACAAGUCUGAAAAAUUCUUGGCCAUGGCUACUAGGACCCAUCAGGAGUACCUAAAAGACCUUGUUGAAAAAAAUGUCACCAACACUUCUAUAGAUUCCUCUGGAAAGUUCCCUUUUAUCUCUUUGGCAUCUAAGAAAAAAGAAAAGUCUAAACCAUAUCCUUGGGCUGAACUGUACAGUAAUGGUGCUAUAGUGUGGAACGUCCAAGUAGAAGAUUUCAGCAAUGCACUGGAGAUAGAGUGCUUUUUGUGUAUCUCUAAUGACAUACUGGCAUUGAUUGACCAUGAAACAAAAAGCGUUAUUUUUAACUGUUCUAGUCGGGAUGUUAUAGGCUGGACCUCCAAUAACACGACGAUUAAAAUCUUUUAUGAGAGAGGCGAGUGUGUAUUCGUAAGGAGUUUAAACAAUAACACAGAAGACAUCAAAGAAAUUGUCAAAAGACUGGAAAUUAUUACUAAAGGGUGUGAAACAAAUGAAAUGACUCUCAGAAGAAAUGGCUUGGGACAACUUGGCUUCCAUGUGAAUUAUGAAGGAAUCGUUGCAGAGGUGGAACCUUAUGGCUAUGCUUGGCAGGCUGGAUUAAGACAAGGAAGUAGACUGGUGGAGAUCUGCAAAGUUGCUGUUGCUACACUGAGUCAUGAGCAAAUGAUUGAUCUACUCAGAACAUCAGUGACUGUGAAAGUUGUUAUCAUCCCACCACAUGAAGAUGGAAUUCCUCGCAGGGGUUGCACAGAAACCUAUCGCAUGCCAACAGUAGAGUAUAAGGUGAAUGAAAUGAUCUCCUAUGAACUGAAAUUUCCAUUCAGAAACAACAACAAAUGGCAGAGGAAUGCAGCAAAGGGAGAAAAUGCACAGUUGCGUCAAGUUCCCUCGCAGUUGCAGAGUCCAGUUUCUUCACGAGUGUCAUCUGUAAAAGGAGAUGGCAAAAUGCAAACACAAGAGCGUACAGCAAAUAUUCCACGCAGCAUCUCCAGUGAUGGGCGUCCUUUGGAGAAUAAGAGGCUUUCUCCAGGUUCAGAGAUCUACGUCACAGUUUCCUCUGUUGCUAUUAACCGACCUCAGCCGUGCCGCAACUCUCCCAGUAACCUUUCCUCAUCUAGUGACACAGGGUCUGCAAGUGGCUCUCACCGUAGACAAAAAUCAAUGCCUGAAGGGUUUGGAGUUGGUCGUAGAUCACCUGCUUCACUUGAUCGACAAAGCACUCAAACUGAUACAGCAAGCAGCGGCAAGUCAACUCCUAGUUGGCAGAGAAGUGAGGAUGGAGUUCCUGAACAAAUCGAACCAACUUGUCAUCUCCCUGCUGUAUCUAAAAUACAUCCAUCAUACAGAGACAGCCCAACAGGAAGACUCAUUCGACAGGACCCUGUUCUUCAUCUCUCUCCCCACAAGCAGGGACAGACGGAUAGCCAUUACUCUAGCCAUUCCAGCACAAAUACUCUUUCCAGUAACGCCUCAAGUGCACACAGUGAUGAGAAAUGGUACGACAGCGGAGAACGGUUAGAUUCUGACAUGAACAGUUAUACCUACAUUCAAGGCACAUCUGCUGACAGCGGAAUAGACACCACCUUAUAUGGCACCAACCACGUUAACGCUGCCUCUCACGGCAACUCUUCAACAUCUCCCCGCUCUGGUCCGCCAAAGGAAAAAGUGGCCCCUCUGUGGCAUAGUGUCAGUGAUGUGGGAUUAAUCACUGACAGGACUUGUGACAGAGACUCUCAUGUAUUAGAUGUUAAGCGGGAGUCCCCUGUGGCUAUGGACAGUCACUCAAAGAGUCAGAUUGGCUCCAAACCCUUAACAAGAGAGAACAGUGCCUACAGCCUCAGUGAUGCAGCCUCUCACACAAGCACCAUGAGUUCUCGGCACUCAGCGAGUCCUGUUGUUUUCACUAGUGCCAGAAGUUCCCCCAAGGAAGAGUCCCAUUCUUCUACUUCCCCACAACUUGCACCUUCUUUCUCCUCCUCUUCCUCCUCCUCCUCUGGUCCUAGAACUUUCUACCCUCGCCAGGGUGCUACCAGCAAGUACCUGAUUGGAUGGAAAAAACCUGAAGGGACAAUAAACUCUGUGGGCUUUAUGGAUUCAAGAAAACGCCACCAGAUUGAUUGUAAUGACAUGCCCCCAACAAGGCUCCGGGCAUCAAUCAGAGACCUACAGGCAUCCCCAAAAAGGGUGUCUACAGUGCAGGAGGAACUUAAGAAACUCAUUGAUCUAGACAUCCCAAUAAGUGGAUCCGAGAAUGCAUUAAAGACGCCGUUUCCCACAACACCAACUACCAGACGAUCCCUGCACAGGACACUGUCAGAUGAAAGCAUUUAUAGUGGGCAGCGAGAUAUGCUUUAUGUCAAUUCAAGGGCUUCACUUCUGGAUCAAGCGCUUCCUAACGAUGUCCUAUUCAGUAGCACAUACCCAUCUUUGAACAAGUCACUGUCAUUACGAAGACCUUCAUAUACUCUUGGAGUGAAAACAGUACAUGGUGAGUUUUCUGCUUCUGAUACUUCACUCACUGACAUUCAUGAUCAAAGGAGGCAAGCCAUGCCCGAUCCUGGCCUCAUGCCCCUUCCUGAUGCUGCUUCAGACCUUGAAUGGUCAAAUCUGGUAGAUGCUGCAAAAGCCUUUGAGGUUCAAAGAGCCACAUUCUUUACUGGUCCCGAUGAAGACCACAGGCCUGGCAGCACUGAAUCCUUGGGUGACCAAACAGAUAGCCAGUCUGCAUCCCAAACCAACACAUACUUUGGGAAAGAGUCUCCUACAACGCUUGCCUCAAAAGUGGAACAGCUAGAAAGCAUGCUCAAAAUGCUCCAGUAUGAUUUGAAAAAGGAAAGAGAAGAUAAAGCCAACCUUCAGGCUGAAGUGCAGCUUUUACGAGAGGACAAUAUGCGCUUACAAGAAGAGUCCCAGAACGCUUCAGCCAAGCUAAAGAAAUUCACAGAAUGGGUUUUCAACACCAUAGAUAUGAGCUAAGGACAGGUUUGAUCGCAAGCAAGCCCAUGACAUCUCCAUAACUUAACACUUUAGCUUUAACUGCUCCUGGAUCAAAAUGUACAUAUAACAAAGCCACAAUCUCUAUGUAUCUGUAUGGUUUCAGCAAUGUAUAAAUGCAGCCUCUUUUGAUAACUACACCACAAACUAAAAUGGGAAUACUUCAGGCUUACAUUUAGUACAGAAAGCAGUCCAGUCGCCAUAUCUGGCUGCAUUUCCAGCACUGAUCGCUAUGUAAGUAGGCAAUGCUGUGCAGAAAUGUUUCUUUUUCCUGCUUUAUAUCACUUUGCAUUAUAUUAAGCUAAAAAAAAGACAAAACCUAGAAGAUGAAAAUUAAUAUGACAAAGGAAAACUGUUCAUCAAUAUAUAUUUCUCUGUCAGAGAUCCAACUGAAAAUCCUGGAUUUUGAUAUUUUUCUCUUAUUUAAUAUAGAUAUUUUAACGGUUCCUUUUUCUUUGACAGUAUUCCCCUCUGCUAAAGGGCAGCAAUAAUAGGUAUUUUCAUCAGUCCUGUACUCUCUUAUUGAGCUGAUAUAACCACCAUGUAAACUUUUACAGGAGAUGAGGCCUACAAAUUGAGAAGGGAUAUAUGUGACCUAUUUACUUUGAAGCAUCAUUGUUUUAAUAUGCUUAGGGUACUGUGGUCUAUAGCAUGUGCCAGGGUACUUGGCUUCCUUGCUUUGUUUAUAAAGGAAGCCUGUCUGGAUAAGACAAUGCACACAGGGCCCUGACAUUCCAAACUUGCUGUUGAAUACAAUACCUACACUGGUGAAACAUAGAUUCUUCUUAUUUUUUUUUUUUUUAAACAUUUUUGUCUUGCUUUCAUUUUCUGGUGUAUUGUAAGUUUACCGAAGUAUAAUUGCCAAUGUUGAUUACACAGAGCACUAAUAUGUUUGCAUAUUAAAACACAGUUUCCUUUUUCUUUUUUUUAAUUGCGUAGUCACAAAAGCAUAACCUCUAACCCUUUCUAAAACAAGUUGUGGGUUUGAAUAUUGCAGUCUCGUAUGACAUUGUUCCUUUUUGCGUAUAGAUUCUACAUUGAAUAGUGUACAAAUGUAUUUUAGUAAUUUGAUAUUACUUCUGCAUAACAUGAUUUUAAGGGAUAAUAUGUUGCUACAUAGCCUGAAGUGGGCAUUGUUUUUAAUAUAUUGCAAAAGAAGGUGAAUAACUUUGGGUCUAGUAGUUACUAGAUAUAUAGUGAAACAAUUACAUGUAUAACUAUUUCAAAAGGCAUUAUUUAAGUGCUUUAUAAACCUUAUAUACUACAACAAACACAUCCCUACAGAUUUUGGGAAGUACAGUUCUCGGUGAGUGUCUCGGAUCCGAAGGCUUGGCUGGCACAACUUGUCUCUUCUAAUAUACAGCAUUUGUUUGCCCACGCGCAUUUUUAUUUUACAGCUGGACAAGAUCAAAACACACAAAAACAGUUUGAAAUCUGUCUAAAUUACAAUUUUGAGAACUGUCCCUAUAUUUGCUAUGAGAUUCUAUGUAGGCAAAGAGAUAUUUAUAUUUUGUAAGAAAAUUUUCAGCGUGUUAUGCUUUAUCAGUACCGUUUGUGACACUGAAAAAAAUUCAAUAAAUUGGAUUCUUUCCUUUACAAUGUUUGAAAUGUUUCUAAUAGCUGAGUGGCAUGUACAGAAAUAACCUAUUUCCCUGACACAAAGAUUUGAAAAGCUUGCAGUCUGAUGAUUGUUCCCCCUUCUGGGAUUAUUUGUAGAAAUGCGAUAAAACACAGAAAAAAGGAGUGUUUUAGUGUCUUUUUUUAAUAACUGUAUGAAGGAGAUUUAUAUUCUAAUGCUUGAUAUAAUUUGUAAAUUGAAUCUUUUGCAAGGCUCUCUCUAGAGUACUCUAAUGUCUUGCUCUGAGUUCCUAUUUUGAACAGGGAGUAGUUAAAUGUGGGCUAUUUAUUAGAAUUUUACAGCAAAUUCUUUUACCAGAGGCUCCAGAGAAAACUUGUAAAAUCACAACAAUAAAACUGCUUUUAAAUUA